AUGAAGGUUAGUCGUUGCGUAUUGUUUGGAGUUGCUGUUACUAUCGUCCACAGCCGACCAGGCGUGAAACGUGCUCUCAAUGAUGCAACCAUUCUAAACUAUGCGUUGACGCUUGAGCAUCUUGAAGCAACAUUCUAUCAACAGGGCCUACAGAAUUACACCCACGAGGACUUUCUGAAUGCUGGAUUUCCAGACCCUUUUUAUUCUAAUUUGGGAAAGGUUGCAUCAGACGAGCAAAAUCAUGUCGAGUUCCUUACAAGUGCCUUAACAGCUGCGGGUGCUAUGCCAGUGGCGCAAUGCACCUACUCAUUCCCAGCAACCGACAUAAGAGGUUUCGUUUCACUUGCAAAUGUAUUGGAAGGAGUCGGAGUUAGUGCAUACCUUGGGGCAGCUGCUUCUAUCGCGAACAAGACAUACCUCACUGCGGCAGGAAGUAUCCUCACGGUAGAGGCCCGACACAAUGCAUACCUUCGGGCUGCUCUAGGUCAGGUCCCUUUUGCGCAACCUUUCGAUACCCCACUUGAUUUCAAUGAGGUUUACACGGUUGCUUCGCCAUUUAUUACUUCGUGCCCUUCCACCAAUUCUCAGCUUCCAGUGAAAGCUUUCCCGUCUCUCACAAUGGUUCCCAGUGGGAAUGUCAUGAAUGGGUCCACGGCGACUUUGGUGCCUGGUCCAGGUUUCAACUCCACAAGUAAUUCGAAUCUCUCAGCCGCGUUUGUCACCAUUACCGGGCCUGUAUGGGCACCUCUUAAACCAAUAGGUAAUGGUCAGUUCAUCGUAACUAUUCCUGCAGGGGUCGAGGGUCAAAGCUACAUUGUCUUGACAAAUAGCAUGAGUGACGUAAGUGAUGAUAAUAUCGUGGCGGGCCCUGCCAUCGUUGAAGUGGAAUUAAUGUAA
Molecule: messenger RNA, 897 nt
Organism: Penicillium cosmopolitanum
Lineage: Eukaryota; Fungi; Ascomycota; Eurotiomycetes; Eurotiales; Aspergillaceae
Product: ferritin-like domain-containing protein
Exons: 4
Coding region: 1-897 (298 amino acids)
Source: RefSeq, a predicted model, not a curated record